CAGAAUAUUGUGAAUGUCAAAUUCGCGUGAUGCGGGGAAGUAGCUAAAUUCGGGCCCACCCUGACGGCAAGGCUUACCUAGUAGGCCGUUGACGCCACGAACGACUGGUCAGGUACAACGUCGCUGCACGCGCCUGCCCGGUCACAUCCUGAAGCGUGCAAAUGGCCCGCGACAUAACAGGGCCCACCCAUACAAGCUUUAGCUUGAUCGCCUUAAAUUUCCCACCUGGCCGAAGCAAGCCAUCAAGUCUGGAAUAAUCCAAUGACGUUCGGGCGUUCAAAGUAUCUUAGUUUACCAUCACGGUCUGUGCAAUACGAAGACUUCUAGGUCGUCCGGCCUCGGAAGCUGGUGAUCAUCGUAGCCAAGAAAUCCAGAGUGGUAAGGGUUGUGUGGCAUGGCGCCUUUUAACGACAGAUAGGAGGCGUAUAUCCUAUAAUUCUGAAAUUGACCACAGUAUGCGCACUCUGUCGUCCCAUCCGCCUCCACUCAAGCUCCACCUUGACACCAAGAUGCAUCCGCACUCUCCUAUCGCCUCCCACUUCCGAAGCCGGCUUACUACCCAAGUGAGAAGGAUCUUGCCUGCCUAUGUCCUUGUGGUAUUCUUGAUCUUGUUUUUCACCAACACUUACUUCUUUACUGCCCCUGUUCGCGCUGCACACAAGUACAGGCGAGAAAGGAAAUAUCAACAACCAAUCCAAGCAGACUUGAGUGUCAUCCCUCGGAAAAUUUGGCAGACUUGGAAGACCGGUCCUCUAGCUUUCGAUCAACGUGACUCAGAUUCGGCAAAGACAUGGUCGGGGAAGAAUCCAGGUUAUCGAUACGAAGUCCUUACAGACGACAAUGCCUUGGCGUACGUUGAAUGGCACUACGGGAAACACGGUUUUGACCGGCCGGAUAUCAUCGCGUUAUACCAAGAUCUGGAAAUUACCAUCAUCAAGGCUGAUCUGCUCCGUUAUCUCGUCAUGUAUGCUGAAGGUGGUGUGUACGCUGACAUUGAUGUCGAGUGCCUCCGACCCAUCGACAGGUUCAUCCCUGAAAGAUAUAGUGAACAUGACAUCGACAUGAUCAUUGGCGUGGAAAUUGAUGAGCCUGCCUUUAUCAACCAUGCAAUCCUAGGCUCCAAAUGCAAGUCGUUCUGUCAAUGGACUUUUGCAGCAAAGCCACGGCUGCCAGUCAUGAUGCGCCUAAUCGAGAACAUCCAAGAGUGGCUGCACGACCUCUCACGGGAAAAAGGCGUUCCUAUCUCGAAACUCCAGUUGGACUUCAACGAGGUCAUUAGUGGGACGGGCCCUUCUGCCUUCACAAAAGCGGUCCUUGAGCAGAUGACGGCACAAAACCAUGGAAAGGAAGUAACUUGGGAUCCCUUCCACAACCUGGCUGAGUCGAGACUUCAAAACGGGAUUCUUGUCCUCAACGUCGAGGCUUUUGCUGCCGGGCAAGGUCAUUCUGACUCAGGCAACCACGAUUCAAGAGGCGCACUGGUGAAGCACCAUUACCACGCUUCUGGAUGGCCGUCCCGCCACCCCCGCCACCAACAUGCCAUGUAUGGCGAGGUCGAACAAUGCAACUGGAAGCCGGACUGUGUCGCGGAAUGGGAUAAGAAUGUUGCCGAGUGGGACACGCUCGGCAAGGAAGAGCAAGAAAAGCGACUGGCAAGUAAGCCAACUCUUGCCUCUCCACCUGCUUGAGCUGCUCGCAGUCC
Messenger RNA from Boeremia exigua, 1702 nucleotides. Its product is annotated as nucleotide-diphospho-sugar transferase. Gene Ontology annotation, cellular component: mannan polymerase complex. Gene Ontology annotation, molecular function: alpha-1,6-mannosyltransferase activity. Lineage: Eukaryota; Fungi; Ascomycota; Dothideomycetes; Pleosporales; Didymellaceae. Gene Ontology annotation, biological process: protein N-linked glycosylation. The record is from RefSeq and is a predicted model, not a curated record. The transcript has 2 exons. Bases 456 to 1688 code for a protein of 410 amino acids.